Messenger RNA from Drosophila elegans, 2425 nucleotides. RefSeq names its product fez family zinc finger protein 2 (gene l(3)neo38). The record is from RefSeq and is a predicted model, not a curated record. Gene Ontology annotation, molecular function: RNA polymerase II cis-regulatory region sequence-specific DNA binding; DNA-binding transcription factor activity, RNA polymerase II-specific. Gene Ontology annotation, cellular component: nucleus. The transcript is spliced from 5 exons. Lineage: Eukaryota; Metazoa; Arthropoda; Insecta; Diptera; Drosophilidae. The coding region runs from base 840 to 2192 and encodes 450 amino acids. Gene Ontology annotation, biological process: regulation of transcription by RNA polymerase II.
CUGCCAUUUAAAUUAAACAGGAGAUAUAGUUAAACAAGAAGAUAAACCCCAACUUAAAAACUAUCGUGAAGAGUGGACGACACACAACAGUCCAACCGAUAUACCCUGCAUUGCCCCUGGGCACUGUCACUGUCAUUUGCGUCGCAGCGCUGCCGCCGUCCGCGUCCGCGUCGUUUUGCCUGGCCCAGUGUUUCCGCUUUCUUUCGCCUCGUUGUAAUGUUACUUUUAGUUUGAAUUCGGAGCCUCUACGAGCCGGUCGUAAGCGAAACCGUAGAAACCGUAAGCGAGACUUUAGUGCGAUUUCGCUCCGUUCCGCCGGGGUGUGUGUGCGUGCUGCGUUGCGAGUUUAGUUCGAGAAUCAUCAGAAUCCAGCGGCGAGAAUCGAGAAUCGAAACCGAAAGUGGUUCUCCGCGUGUGCGAGUGUGAGUGAGUGUGUUGUGUUUGGGCCCGCUUUUCUGCCUUUCUACCCCCGAAAAAGCAAAGCACAGCAUAAAACUGUGCGCUCGUACGCGCGCCAGUUUGUGUGUGUGUGUGUCGUUUGCGUGUGUGUUUGUGGACAGUGCUAGUGAAAAGGAGGCGAAGAAAAGAAAACCAACCCCCACCAGCGGCGGCGGAGAACAGGAAAACAACAACAGAAAGCACACCACCACCGCCAACAUCACUACCACCCACUCUUCGUCAUCGCGUUCCGCGUUGUGCAGAAAACAGAAAAUUUACAACAAAACACACCGAACCAGUAUAGUGCUUAAACCGAUUUUGAGGAUUAUCUUUCCAAACGAAAAAGGGCCCCUCGAGGCCCCUAGUAACAUCCAGUAAACCCCUGCGCUCCCGAUCCUGACAUGAUGAACUUCUCCGCGUUCGGCGGCCCCUUCUCCGGCAUCCACCAGUUUGCCGCUAAAUUCGACGCCCAGACGCCCGGCGCCUUCGGCACGCCCCCCUCAGCCGCUGCAAAUGCAGCAGCCGCAGCGGCGGCGGCCGGCACCGAUAACCAUGUGCAGCGCUAUCAGACCAAUGGCAAUCACUUUAAUCAGAAUGUGCCCAACGUUUCGGCUGCCAACAACAUGCAAUAUGGCCAGAAUAUAUCCAUACCAUACUCACAGCCGCAGGGCGAUCUGAACUUUCUCAAUGCAGCCGCUGCGGCCGAUCAUAAGGGUAAAAUCCAUCCAAAAAUCGAACGUGACCGGGAAGAAGUCCUCAACCAGCAGAUCCUGCAGAAUGUGAACCAAUCCUGGCAGACGCUGGCCAACACGGCCAACACGGUGGACUACUCGUCGCACCUGCUCUCCGCCACACUGCCCAUCUCCAUACAGCACUUCCUCAAGUACUCGGAGACCAUUAAGAAGGAGUCCACCGGCGAUGUCCUGAAGAAUGGCACCAAUCUGGCCAGCCUGGCGCUGGGAGGCGUGGCCCUGACGCCCAGCAACAAUGGAGCGAACGGCGGCCACCACAACGGGUUGGUGGGCAUGGACCACGGCGGGCACAUGACCAACAUGACGGACGCCAACGGAGCGGCGCUGACGAACGGCGGCACCAGCAACGGAGUGAACGGCAACGCCAACGGGGCGGUGACCAAUGGUGGCGCCGGCGCUGUGUCCAGCUCGGGAUCCGUGGGCACCACGAACGCCAGCGGCGCCACGGGCACGGCCAGCGGCAAGAAGACCAAAAAGAAGAAACCACCAAAGGAGAAGAAGCCGCGCCCCAAGCCGGGCGAGAUCCGCGAGACGAAGGCACUGGACGGCUCCACGCUCUACUGCUGCCCGGAGUGCCAGAUGGCCUAUCCGGACCGAAGCCUCAUCGAGCAGCACGUCAUCUCGCACGCCGUGGAGCGGCGCUUCGUCUGCGACAUCUGCAAUGCGGCGCUGAAGCGCAAGGACCACCUGACCAGGCACAAGCUCUCCCACAUACCGGACAGGCCGCACGUUUGCAAUAUCUGCAUGAAGUCCUUCAAGCGCAAGGAGCAGCUUACUCUGCACAUUGUCAUCCAUUCCGGCGAGAAGAAGCACGUAUGCAUCGAGUGCGGAAAAGGUUUCUAUCGCAAGGAUCACUUGCGCAAGCACACACGCUCCCACAUCGCCCGACGUGUCAAGUCGGAGGUGUCCGCGCAAAAUGUGAACGGAUCCGCCGGAGGAGGAGGCGGCGGCGGCGGUGGCGGCGGCAACAGUGCGCAGAGCAACGCGCUCCACGGCUCCUGAGGAUCGUACAAGGACUUCUGGUAAACUCGCAGACGAAUUUCAAGCCAUAAGAGGCGGCUGGGCUGCUGGCGGUGUCGGAUAGGGAUCCGUAUACGGAUCGGCCUACCUGGUGCCGGGAGCAGACGAGCUGCCUUUGAAAUUCGCUGGGAGCUUACUGGGGGUCCUGCUGAGCGUCACCCAACUCCAACUCCAAUUACAAUAACCCUCAAUAAACACGAGUUAUACUUACUGGA